CAGCCUUCUCGAGGUGCUGGCACUGAACCCAGACAGCCUCUUCGUGUUCGCUGGAACUUCAGACUCUUCGGGCCACUGCUUACAGAUAGCCCACCCAGCACACUCUACCCUGUGAAAAAACGGAGGGAAAUAUGAGAAAGGGCCAAGCUCUAGUCCAGGAAGUGAAAAUGUGAUGCCUCGAGAGCCACUGAUUGCAACAGCAGUGAAGUUUCUACAGAACUCCCGUGUCCGCCAGAGCCCCCUUGCGACCAGGAGAGCAUUCCUUAAGAAGAAAGGGCUGACGGACGAGGAGAUCGAUGUGGCCUUCCAGCAGUCGGGCACGGCGGCUGACGAGCCUGCGGCCUUGGGCCCAGCCACACAGGUGGUUCCUGUCCAGCCCCCUCACCUCAUGUCUCAGCCAUACAGCCCUGUGGGUUCCCGAUGGAGAGAUUACAGUGCCUUGGCUGUCAUCAUGGCGGGCAUCGCCUUUGGCUUUCACCAGCUCUACAAGAAAUACCUGCUCCCCCUCAUCAUGGGCGGACGAGAGGACAGGAAGCAACUGGAGAGGAUGGAGGCGAGUCUCUCGGAGCUGAGUGGCAGCGUGGCACAGACAGUGACUCAGCUACAGGUGACCUUAGCCUCCGUCCAGGAGCUGCUCAUUCAACAGCAGCAGAAGGUGCAGGAGCUCGCCCACGAACUGGCCACAGCGAAGGCCACCACCUCCACCAACUGGAUCCUGGAGUCCCAGAACAUCAACGAACUCAAGUCGGAAAUUAACUCCUUGAAAGGGCUUCUUCUGAAUCGGAGGCAGUUCCCACCCUCCCCGUCAGCCCCGAAGAUCCCCUCCUGGCAGAUCCCAGUCAAGUCCACGUCGCCCUCCAGCCCGGCCGCCGCGAACCACCACAGCAGCAGCGACAUCUCUCCCGUCAGCAAUGAGUCCACGGCGUCCUCGCCCGUGAAGGAGGGCCACAGCCCCGAGGGCUCCACGGCCACCUACCACCUGCUGGGCGCCCAGGAGGAGGGCGAGGGGGUGGUGGACGUCAAGGGCCAGUGUCUUUCAGGAAAGCGCCCGUCCAGCGCGGGAGCGAGCAGGGAGGCUGCGGGCACCUCCCGGCCCAGGCCCCGCCGCCAGCCGUGCCCCUGGGUUUGCGAUGCCCCGGCCGGCGGGUGCGGUGCGUCGGGCAGUCCCUGGCCGCCCUGCGCAGUCGGCUGCUGGGAAGGGGAGCACUCUGCCUGGGGAAGGGGUGCUGAAUUUGUAGAUUUUGUUUGUUCUGCUGCGGACGGCCAUGUCCGAUGUUUAAAGGGAACAGAGUAAAACCUCUUCCACCCCGUGCAGUUUCGCAGGUACAGGUGUGCUCACGGGCUCACCCACUGUCUCUUCUCUAAAUAAAAACGGGAAACUCCUCUUC
Molecule: messenger RNA, 1388 nt
Organism: Myotis lucifugus (little brown bat)
Lineage: Eukaryota; Metazoa; Chordata; Mammalia; Chiroptera; Vespertilionidae
Gene: PEX14
Product: peroxisomal biogenesis factor 14
Exons: 10
Coding region: 173-1294 (373 amino acids)
Biological process (GO): protein import into peroxisome matrix, docking
Cellular component (GO): peroxisomal importomer complex; peroxisomal membrane
Molecular function (GO): signaling receptor binding
Source: RefSeq, a predicted model, not a curated record